ACUCUGCAGAUGCGCUUCUUCUCGUUCGGCACGAAUUUUUGGGUAAAUUUACACUUAUUUAGUCCACAAGAGUGAUCCAAAAAACUGAUAAAUUAACUAUGUGUGAUGAGGAACCCAAUAGUACUCCACAAUAUGCCGAAGUCCAGUCAGAGCAGGUUGUGAUAAAAUGUGAAAAGGUUCCCACCAAAAAGUUUAAGACUGUGGUGCAAAAGCCACCACCGAGCUUGAGCCCACAUGAGUUGCGAAUCCGGCGGCAAAGGUUCAUUCUGAAAUGGAGCGCAGAAUUUCCCUGGUUAAGGCCAAGUCCAAAUGAUGAUUCUGUGGGCUAUUGCAGCACAUGUCGCCGGGACCUAGUGUGCAAAAAGACCCAUUUGGAAAGACAUCAGAAGACUUUUAAACACAUGCGGCUGCAGGGAUUUGAAAAUGUUUACACAAUUAACGAACCAGAGGCGGACUUAAUUGAAGCGCAUACCUCUGGUUAUUUGGACAAUGAAUAUGAGGAUGAAAUGCUAUUAGAUGACGAAAGCUUUGGAUAUACGACUAUAAAGGUGGAACCUGUAAAAGUUAGCCCUACUCAUGAUAUUAUGCCCACAAAAUUGAAAAAACCUGCGGUAAAGCGUCAGAAGAUUGAAAAUGAAAAGUCCACGCCGAUUUCAUAUUCCACAACCCACCAAAAGGUUGAACGUGAUUCAAGUUUUACAAGUACUCCUCGUUCGGCGGAUAGAUCCAUGAAUGAUUUCUAUUAUAUGCCACGACAACCACCAAAAGACAGUUUUGAUUUGUUCUUCGAAUCUGCUGCUGCUUCCGUGAAAAGCCUACCACCAAAAUUGGCAGCAGAACUAAAGAGCCGUGUUUCACAGCUUCUAAGUGAAUUUGAGUUGAGGGCAAUCUGCGAGAAGGAAGCUCAAGAGAAGGCCGCUGCUGCUGGUCCACAACAACAUGUGACUACCAUAUCCACCCCGGUUGCUGUUACUGUAGAUCCAUCGUUAUGUACAAGUUCAAGUACAGAGCCGACUAGAGUGACACAAGUUGAUGGCCAGCAGCCUAUAGCACACUAUGUUUACUCAUAUCAAGCAAAAUGAGUUUAUUUCAUACUAUCACAAUCGGAUAUUUUAAUUCCCCUUUUGACUUUUCGUAAAUCUUUAGUUAAGUCUAAAAUUGAUUAUUUAGUUGUAAUUUCCAAACCUUCUGUCUAUAUAAACAAAAGUAUUUGUUUAAUAUAUUUUAUAUUAUUGAUAUUCUA
Molecule: messenger RNA, 1243 nt
Organism: Stomoxys calcitrans (stable fly)
Lineage: Eukaryota; Metazoa; Arthropoda; Insecta; Diptera; Muscidae
Product: protein suppressor of variegation 3-7
Exons: 3
Coding region: 99-1082 (327 amino acids)
Molecular function (GO): DNA binding
Source: RefSeq, a predicted model, not a curated record